This is a messenger RNA of Dichomitus squalens LYAD-421 SS1, 1728 nucleotides long. RefSeq lists its product as uncharacterized. The record is from RefSeq and is a predicted model, not a curated record. Lineage: Eukaryota; Fungi; Basidiomycota; Agaricomycetes; Polyporales; Polyporaceae. Gene Ontology annotation, molecular function: protein binding. The coding region runs from base 1 to 1728 and encodes 575 amino acids. The transcript has 7 exons.
AUGACUACUUCGGAUGCAGCUUCAGAUGUGGUCAAUCACAAUCCGACCUCUAUGCUUCAGUCACUUCCCCCCGAAGUCCUGGAGCGUGUGCUGACGUUCAGUAAUCCUCGAGAUGUCUCGCGAUUUGCACAAACCUGCCGCUUUGCGCGCAAACUUGUCUACGAGCCCAAUGAUCAGUUCCUGUGGCGCGAGCUCUAUCUCGGACGUCCAUUUGACGACCUCCGGAACGCGAUCCCCAUACCUAGAAGGCAGUCUGAUACCUCAGAACCUGAGGAGGAGUUUCCAAUGCCAGACAUCAAAGGCGUUUCGAGCCCUCCAUGGCAGCAAGAACUUCAACGGAGGACGCAGGCAGAACUCGUGGCAGCAUCGGGCACUCGUAACGCUCGCCUCCUACAGAAAGCGUACGAGGGAUUCCUUGGGGCAAUAGAGACCGCUACCCCUGCGAUACCCACUGGAGACCAAGUCGAGGAGAAACAGCCCGAGAGCAAGCCGGCCGAUAAGGAUAAUGCCACCGUCGGUGUUCGUUCGGAAAAUCUCCAUUGGGUCGACCGCAUCCUCCGCAAGACCCGAGUGCUCGACCUCGUUCCCGCAUACACAGGCGCGAUCGUGGACAUCCCGUCCCUGGAAGAGCUCGAAUCGGCUUCUACGCCUUCCGAGUCGUCUGAUCAGAAGGAAUCUACGGAUAAGCGGCCUAAUUCCACGGCCGACAAGUCUACCCAAACCGUUGGACUCGGAUCUGCGAAGGUGAACGAUGCAUACGACGCCUCGGACGUCUGCUGGAUCCCCGCGCACUUCCGCGAGGUGCACCAGAUGCGCAGCCGCCUGCGCGCAUACGUCGCGCUCUCCCACGAAAACAGUUUCGACGUCGAGAGCCGCGCGCGCAUGGGACGGCUCCGGAGCGCGAGCCGUGCGUUCGUGUACGACAUGCGCAAGUACCAGCAGCAGACGCUCUGGGGGCCGUUCCGCCUCGGGGAGGACGAGCGGACCCUGCUGGUCGACUGGGAGCACAUUGAGCAUAUUAUGAACGUCGUGAGCCUGAAGCUGCGUGAGGUGCCGCUGGCAAGCCUGGGGUAUUACAAGAAGGCUCCCUUCCACCUGGACGCGCUACGUGCGAACACGAUGAUCGACGCACACAAGCUCCCCAAGGACGACUGGGCCGGCGUGACCGGCAGGUGGCGACGCUUCGUCUGCUUCAUGGACUAUCGGGACCUCUACAUGUACAACUACAGUCUGCUCCCGCCCGGCCCACAUGACCCUUCAUUCUUCGACGAUCCUUUCGACGAGGCCCUCCGUCCUGUUGAGCUCCACCUCUCCCUCAUCUCCCGUGAAGACUACUUCCGUGAGCCCUCCCGGAUUCCCAUCGACCCUUCCGUGCUUGCGUCGUCCCCUGAAGCCAAGCUUCCAGGGAAGAGGUCGAUUGGGGACUGUGAAGAUCCCGUAUUCCCAACGCUCUAUUUCAAGGGCGUCUCUCAUGGCGCGGCGGCGACGGUCCGCGGGAAGGUCAGCGUGCUCUCCGACGGUGCUGUGAGAUGGCAAUUUGUCACGACGUAUGAUGGAAGGAUGCAGUGGAGUGCGGAAGGCGUCCAACUCGGCCAUGUUCGCAGCGCGGCAGGCAUCGCCGGAAUCUGGACCGGUGCCCACCAUGACAGAGACGAUCCUGCGGGUCCGUUCUGGAUGGUCAAGGUGAACGAUAACCUUCCUCCCGGUGUUUUGAAUGCACUAUACUAG